AUGAAUGAUUGUCGAGCCCUAGCACUGAAGCGAUUUCUGAUGUUGGAAAAGAAGUUGGUACGCAACCCUGAGUUACAGAUGCAGUAUAUUCAGUUCAUCCGAGAGAGUGAGACUCUUGGUCACUGUCACGAAAUCAACGAAGCCAAUGACCUGCCUAAUCAACGCAAUUUUUACAUGCCACAUCAUGCUGUUCUGCGGCCCUCGAGUUCCAGCACAAAAUGUCGUGUAGUCUUCGAUGCCAGUGCGAAGCCCACUCCUGAUAGUUUAUCAUUAAACGAUGUUCUCCACGUCGGGUCUGUAGUACAAAGCGAAUUAUUCUCCAUUGUACUAAGAUUCCAGAAACACCAAAUUACAAUAUCGGCAGACAUAGCAAAAAUGUACCGCCAGAUAUCAAUGGCAGCGGAAGACCAACGAAUAUUCUGGAGAGAACAUCCGGCACAUCCGCUGCGAAUACUGGAAUUGAAAACCGUGACGUAUGGAACAGCUUCCGCCCCUUACCAGGCCACACGAUGUUUUGUGCAGCUGGCAGAAGAAGAAGGACGUGAUUUCUCCGUUGCCGCGCGCUUAGUAAAGGAGGAUAUAUAUGUAGAUGACAUACUCACUGGAGCUGAAAGUGUGACUGAUGCUAUCAAAGUUUAUCGUCAAUUAAAGCAGCUUCUUGGUCGAGGCGGUUUUCCCAUACAUAAGUGGUGUUCGAAUUCGAAAGAGCUACUGGAUACCAUACCGCCGCAAGAGUGUGAGAAACAAAUACCUAUGGAGCAUUGUGAAGCAAACCAGGUAAUCAAAAUUUUAGGAUUGCUGUGGGAUUCCCACGAACAUGCCCUUUAUAUCGCCAAUCAACCUAAGCAACCAACGAUACAACCACAAUCAAUUACAAAGAGGAUUAUCUAUGCUGAAGUAGCUAAGUUUUACGAUCCACUUUGUUUGUUCUCGCCGGUAAUCGUCCUGGCAAAAUUACUUGUGCAACAAAUUUGGAGAACUAAAGCAGGAUGGGACGAAUCAGUAGACACCGAACUGGCCCAGAAGUGGCAUCUAUUACAGUGUUCGUUAUCACACCUCAACCGAACAAAUGUUCCGAGAUGUGUGACUUUUAACAAUGCAAUUGCUCACGAAUUACAUGGAUUUGCCGACGCCUCAACUGUAGCCUACGGAGCAUGUAUUUAUCUACGAAGCAUAUUCAGCGAUGGAACAGCCAAACUUCGCAUGUUAUGCAGCAAGUCCAAACUUGCUCCCUUACACGACCUUUCCAUACCCAGAAAAGAACUUUGUGCAGCUCUCUUACUUACGCGACUUCUCCAGAAGGUGAUACCAGCCCUUGGAAUGACGUUCCAGGACAUAGUUUUGUGGAGUGAUAGUACGAUUGUUUUAGCUUGGAUAAAGAAACCUCUAAACCUACUUCAGUUGUUCGUACGGAAGCGUAUCGCCGUCAUCCAAGAAUAUACGAGUGAGUACCGAUGGCAUUAUAUUCGCUCUCAGCAGGAUCCUGCCGACCUCAUAUCACGUGGUCUGCUGCCAGAACUUCUGGAAGAAAACAUGCUUUGGUGGGACGGCCCCGAAUUCCUCACAAAGCCACAAUACCAAACAGAAAAUGUUGAAGAUGUUCCCAAUGAUGUGCUACCAGAAAUGAAAUCCGCUAUAGCUACAGCAGCCGUGAGUAGUCCUCAUUUCGCAUUUUUGUAUAAAUUCAGCAGCUUCCGUAAAAUGCAAAGAAUAAUGGGAUACGUCCUGUGGUUUGUUGCGAAUUGCAAAAAGAUUGCUUCUGAACGAGAACGAUCCCACUUGACGAUUCGUGAGCUGUAUCAAUCGUCAGAAACUAUCAUCCGCAUAAUGCAACUAACUCACUUAGAGGCCGAUGUACAGUAA
This is a messenger RNA of Toxorhynchites rutilus septentrionalis, 1863 nucleotides long. RefSeq lists its product as uncharacterized. Lineage: Eukaryota; Metazoa; Arthropoda; Insecta; Diptera; Culicidae. The record is from RefSeq and is a predicted model, not a curated record. The coding region runs from base 1 to 1863 and encodes 620 amino acids. The transcript has a single exon.